AUGAAUCAACCAUUUACAGCAGAAAUUAAACUAAAAAGUUCAAAAGAAAGAGGUUAUUUUGAUCAAUUAGUUGAUGCUGUUGUUCGACCACCUAGAUAAAUAUAUGAUCUACCAAAAUUAGGUAAUAUACAAACAGUUAUUUUUAAAUAGGUCCAACAACUAUGUUAGUAAAUAAAUUACUCAUUUACAGAGAAGAUUUUGUAGUAUUAUCAAGACAAUAAAAUUUAAAAUUACAAUGUUCUAUAUAUAGUCCUGUAUACUUAAAGGAUAAAGCAAGACCUUGUAUAAUAUAUCUUCAUGGAAAUUCAAGUUCCAGAUUAGAAUCUUCAUGUUAUGCUAAUAUGUUAGCUUAAGAAGGAAUGAGUUUAGUAAACUUUGAUUUUGGUGGCUGUGGAAUAUCAGAUGGAUAAUAUGUAUCUCUUGGAUGGUAUGAAAAAGAAGACUUUUUAAACAUUUUAAAAUAUAUCAAAUAGAAGUAUAUAUAAUUCCUACUUUAAGAUUUCCAUUAUUAGGUCCAUUUGGAGUUUGGGGUAGAAGUAUGGGGGCAGUAACAGCUAUAAUGGCUGCAGCUGAAUAUACUGAAUUAAAGACUUUAGUUUUAGAUUCUCCAUUUAGUAAUUUAAAGCAACUUUGCAUUGAUAUUGGUGAUAAUUUUCAUGUUCCAACAAUUGGUGUUAGAUUUGUCUUUUAUUUAUUAAGGAAAAGAGUAAGAAAAUUAGUUAGAUAUGAUCCCAAAAAUAUUAAUACUAUGCUUUAUAUUAGAAAAUUAUCUUCACAUUGUGCUGCUUAUUUUGUUAGAGCUAGUAGUGAUAAAAUGAUUGGAAAGAAUCAUAUUGAAGAUUUAUAUGAUGCAUUCAAGGGAGAGAAAUACAUAUUUACUUUUUUAGGUGAUCAUAAUGCACCUAGACCUAUUGAAGCUUAUUAAGGAAUUAUAAGGUAUUUCUAUUAUAUAUAAGACUAAAUAAAAAGGUUUUUUGCAGCAAGAUUAAAUAAAAAUAACGAGAUUUAAAAAAUAAAUUUAUCUAGAAAGAGUUCUGGGAAAUCACACAAGAUAGAGAAAGGGUAUAAAUCUGAAAGAUCUAACGAGUCUGAUUUAAAUUAUGAUGAAUCUGAUGAUGAAAAUGCUAAGAAAUUAAAUAAUGAACAAUACAUAACAGAAAUGAAAAAACCAUAAUUAUUAAAUGCUUUUUUAUCUGAUUCUGAUAUUGAUAGUCAACAUUCACUUGAUGAAGAUUUAUAAGAACAUGAUCUUCCUCAAUUUUAAGAUAUCAAAACUAAAUUAAGUUGA
Paramecium pentaurelia is the source of this 1288-nucleotide messenger RNA. The record is from the annotation of a GenBank genome assembly. NCBI's taxonomy places the organism in Eukaryota, Ciliophora, Oligohymenophorea, Peniculida, Parameciidae.